Molecule: messenger RNA, 2074 nt
Organism: Brienomyrus brachyistius
Lineage: Eukaryota; Metazoa; Chordata; Actinopteri; Osteoglossiformes; Mormyridae
Gene: tspan10
Product: tetraspanin-10
Exons: 4
Coding region: 233-1252 (339 amino acids)
Cellular component (GO): membrane
Source: RefSeq, a predicted model, not a curated record
UUAUGGAGGGCGGUGGCUUAGGCAUGGAGCCCGACAGAGAAAAGCAUUCGGCCAUGGGGAGAGCAAGGCAACGCGGGCAGGCAGAUAAGGAAGACGCGUCUGAUCCAGCUCAGAGAGCAGCGCAGAUAAGCAGGUGUCAGAUGUUAACCCUGACGGGAGACCCGAGGAGGUCAGCGACCCUGUGCUGGGUUUGGCGCUUGCGAGCGCGGCUUUGCCCUGAUAACUGGAGAACAUGAGACUGUUAUUGAAGUUUCCUUUUCUCUGGGUGAGGAGGGACAGCACACGGGACAAUGAGACGAGGCCACUUUUACCCAAGGGUGAACGGGAUCUGGGGACAGCAGCCGUCUCUGCAAGUGAAGAUUCCCAGAAGGUUCCGGAUGGGAAACCCUACCCGGCAGACAAGGGAGGUCGAAGCAGCGGCUUCUCAGAGACACGGAGGGGGCUGCCACCACAGACAACCUUUAGCUUGAGCUCCUUUGUGCUAAAGUACCUCCUCUUCCUUAGCAACCUGGUCCUCUGCGUUCUGGGCCUGGUCACCUUGGCCCUGGGCCUUUGGGGCCUGGUAGACAAGGAGUCAUUUGCCCAGGAGAGGAUUGGCCACAUUGGCACGGACCCCAUGCUGUUGUUUGUGUGCCUGGGCCUGGCAUUGUUCCUGCUGUGCCUGUCCGGCUGCAUGGGGUCCCUGCGGGAAAACGUCUGCCUGCUGCAGGCUUUCAGUGCCGGGCUGCUGGCAGUGCUGAGCUCACAGGUGCUGGCCGCUAUUGUGGCCUACAGCCUGCAGGGCCAGAUCGAGGGCUCCCUGCGCACCGGCAUGCUCACGGCCAUGGCCCGUUACCAAGACGACCUGGACCUGCGCUUCAUCAUGGAUGAAAUCCAGACGGGUUUGCAGUGCUGUGGAGCUGACAGCUACCAGGACUGGGAGGUCAACAUCUACUAUAACUGCUCGGCCCCUGGCGCACGGGCCUGUGGGGUGCCCGCCUCCUGCUGUGUGGAUCCCCUGGAAAACGGCACGGUGGGCAACUCGCAGUGUGGAUUCGGGGCACGCCACCUGGACGAGUUCUCCGCCCACAGUGUGGUCUUCCUGGGCGGCUGCCUUGGGGCCGUGGCCCGCUGGAUGGAGAGGCACUCGGGGGCCAUGUGGACGGUGGCGAUCAUCAGCCUGGCCGUCCAGGUGCUGGUCCUGUUCGCUUCAGGCCGUCUGCUGGAGGACAUACGGAGGAAGAAGGCGGCCUGGCAGAGAGGAUCUGCAUGAGCGUCCAGCCCUGGAGACGCACUGGAGGGGAUUUUUGAUACAUGAUCCCUCAGAGGCAUCCUGCCAAAGUGGGGAGGAUGGGAGGAGCCAUCUUCUCUUCUCCCAUGAACCGGCACCUUGAUGUCUGUCCUGGAAGCUCUGCAGGACUUGAGGUGAAUCAUGCUGAACGAGAUAGUUUGUGGUCCAGCAGUAUGUUUGCCCUGUUGGUAGCUGUCUGCCCUUAUAUCCAAUAACAAAAGGUCUGCUGUGCUCUCAGCUGCCGAAUAGCAGCUUCCCUCUCAUGGUUCGAGCCCGUCUCUAGGUUGCAUGGCGAUCCCUGAUUGGAUUCUGCCAUCCAAUGGUACCUGUCGCUAAGCAAGAAAAUCAUUGACAUUCAUCUCCAAACUCACACAUUCUUAAUCACUCCUAGAAAGGAUUCAUACUCUUUUCAUUGAAUAGUAUGUACUUUAAGUGAAGGCUUCUCCAUAAUUUUCUUGUCUUCAGAUUGUAUAAAUAUUUUACGCUGUGUUUAAGAUCGUAAAAACUGGACUGGGUUACAUGCAAGGAAAUGUUUUGGACCAGCACUGGCCUUGGGCUUAAUGAUUACCUCCUUCCUUGUUGUCAUGGUGACACGUUUGGCUUUUUAUUGGUUUAUAUGAGGUUACUGUGCCCCCACCCCGCCUAAUCCUGGGCUUUGUUCCGGUGCAGCAGAAAGCUAUGUGUACGUCACCACUCUGACAGAGUGGCUGAGUCAUCGGACCCCCGCCAAAAUGCAUGACUUUCAUGCUAACCCUCCUGUUUAUGACUGAGUAUAUUGUGUUCAAUAAAUGUUUUCAUUAAUAA